Molecule: messenger RNA, 1173 nt
Organism: Ilex paraguariensis (yerba mate)
Lineage: Eukaryota; Viridiplantae; Streptophyta; Magnoliopsida; Aquifoliales; Aquifoliaceae
Source: the annotation of a GenBank genome assembly
AUGGCAGGUGCAACAAUCUGCAAAUGCCUGAACAGAGCUAUGGGAACUUCGCUAGCUGGAUUUCUUGCAGUUGGGGUCCAUUGGGUUGCUAGUCAAUCAGGAGAGAAAUUUGAGCCUAUAAUCAUGGGAGCUGCAGUUUUCCUACUAGCUUCUGCAGCAACCUUCUCAAGAUUUAUUCCAGCAAUAAAAGCACGGUUUGAUUAUGGUGCUAUGAUCUUCAUCCUCACUUUCUGUUUGGUCUCAGUAUCUGGUUAUCGGGUGGAGAAAUUGCUAGUUAUGGCCCAAGAGAGACUAUCAACUAUUAUUAUUGGGACUGCUUUGUGCAUUCUCACAAGCAUGCUUGUCUUUCCCAUUUGGGCUGGCAAUGAGCUUCAUCUUCUCAUCACCCGUAACAUGGACAAACUUGCCAAUUCCUUGGAUUGUUGUGUCACUGUGUAUUUAAGUGAGAGUGGAAGCAUCACCAGCGGUGAUGAAGACUUGAAUAAGAGAAUGCCAGCCUACAAAUGUGUACUGAAUUCAAAAGCAACAGAAGAUUCCAUGGCGGCCUUCGCUAGAUGGGAGCCUGCCCAUGGUCGAUUCAGUUUCCAGCAUCCAUGGAAACAAUACCUCAAAAUUGGAGCAUCAAUGCGAAGUUGUGCUUACUGCAUAGAGACACUAAAUAGUUGCAUCAACUUAGAAAACCAGGCCCCCGAGUUCUUAAAGAAUCAUGUGCAUGAGACCUGCUUGAGAGUGAGCUCCAAGUCGUCAAGUAUCUUAAGAGAGCUAGCAAAAAGCAUCACAACAAUGACUCUGUCCUCCACAAUAGAUAUCUCAAUUGAAGAAGUAAACAACGCAGUAGUAGAUCUCCAAAAUGAUUUGGAAGCCCUUCCUGGUUUACUCAUUUCACCACCAGUGACAGAGGCCAAAACUGCCCAAAACGAGAAAGCAGAACCAAUUUUGACCACCACCAUAACACCUCUUGUGGACAUCAUUCCACUGGUGACUGUUGCUUCUUUACUGAUUGAAAUCACCGGAAGGAUUGAAGACAUUGUUGAUGCUGUUGAAGAACUAUCAGACUUGGCUCAAUUUAAGCCUGCAUCUGAUGAAAAGCCCAAACAAAACCAAUCUAACCAGAAUAUUGUACCAGAUCAACAGAAAGAUAAUGAAACCAUGAAGGCGCUUCAAAGGGUCUGA